GAAAUGGGUUGUUUGCUUCACUACCGAUCUUCCUCCAACAGUCCCUUCGUUUGCUCUGCUAAUCUGCCAUUCUCAGCGUUUUCGUCGCAAUGUGGGCACGAAAACCAAAACCAAAACCAAAAUCAGAGGAGCCAUCUACAGAAGAACUUCUCAUGACACUCAUGGAUGAUCCUGCUUCGACGGACAACCAACAGGGCAUUCAAUUGUCUCCCGAAAGUGAUCUUAUGGAUCUUAAUGCAGACGAGGCAGACGAGGUAGCCGAAUCAGACGAAGAGUCUCAAGAUGGAUCAUCAUUUUCAACUACGGCCGCCGAGGUUACCAAAGAGGCCGAUAAGGCUAUCUUGAAAGAACACAUACGGAAACAAGCUUCCAAUGAACGGCAUGUGACCUCCUCUGACAAUGCAGAAUCUGACAGCAUCAUCAAUCGAGCCCGUGACUACCAACAAGAACUCUUCGAACGUGCCAUGGAUGAAAAUGUCAUAGCUGUUCUUGAUACUGGCAGUGGGAAGACCCUCAUUGCAGCCCUACUCAUUCGCCAUUUCCUGGAGCAAGAGCUCUUCGACCGGAACAAUGGCAAGCCGCACAAGAUCGUCUUCUUCUUGGUCAACAGUGUUCAUUUGGCCAGGCAGCAGACCCGGUUUCUCAACAAUAACCUACCACAUAACGCCAUGGCACUUUUUGGCGAGACGAACGAGGACUUGUGGAAAAAGGCGCAAUGGGAGGAUAUCUUUGUCAAAAAUCGCGUUAUUGUCUGUACAGCUGCUAUCCUUGAUCAAUGCCUCAUGCACUCCUUCUUGACCAUUGGCCAAAUCUCACUGCUCAUUUUUGACGAGGCUCAUCAUUGCAAGAAGAGUCAUCCAUACGCCAUCAUAAUACGAGACUACUAUCUCAAAUGGAAGGGUGAGAAGCCGCGCAUCUUUGGCAUGACUGCGUCUCCAGUGGAUUCGAAACGCGAUAUUAGUCGAGUUACGAGCGAGCUCGAGGAAUUGUUGCAGAGCAAGAUUAUCACGACCAAAGAUGCCUCGGUCUUUGAAUUUGCUCCCAGAGCUAGAGAUAUUCGCUGGACCUACUCUCCUAUGCGCAUGGAGUUUGACACUGAAUUGACUCACAGCCUCCGUCCCCUUUGUGGUUUCAUUGAAGACUUGCAAAAGUACUUCACCUUCUCAAAAUACGCCGCACGUCAACUUGGUACUUGGGCGGCUGAUCGAGUCUGGAAGUACGCCAUCGCAGUGACAGAUCAUGGAGCUACCGCGGUUAUCCGAAAAUUUGAGCAGAGUAAAGUCUAUAAUGAAGACUCUGACAGUGAUAGGCGACGAGCCAAGUUGGCAAAAGCUCAGCAAGCCUUUUCCCUUGUCCGGGGGCAUUACUUUGGUCCUCCGCGAUUUGAUGUUGAUCGAGAGGUUUCACCCAAAGUCAAAUGCCUCUUCACCGAGCUUGAGAGGAGGUUUGCUGAAUCUAAAGCUACUCGGGCAAUAGUUUUUGUGGCACAAAGAAUCACAGCAUACAUUCUCUGUGAUCUUUUCGAGUCUUCGGCUAUCCCGAACCUGAGGCCAGGCGUCCUCGUCGGCGUCCACCCACAGAGCAUAGAAUCCAGCCAUUGGAGAGAUCAAGCAACGGUCAUGGAUCAAUUUCGUUCGGGAAUUAUCAACGUCAUGUUUUCCACCAGUGUUGCUGAAGAAGGAAUCGACAUUCCCCAGUGUAAUCUGGUCGUUCGUUUUGAUCUCUACGACACCCCAAUCCAGUAUAUGCAGAGCCGAGGACGAGCCCGAAUGAAAAACUCGGAGUAUGCCCACAUGAUUGAGAAAGGAAAUCAAAGUCAUGUGUCUACAGUCAAUUAUGCAAUCGAAAUGGAUGAAUAUAUCCGACUAUUUUGUCAGAGUCUUCCUCCAGAUCGGUUACUGGGUUCUGGGACCAAAUUGAAACAACUCAUGGCCAAAGAUGCCAGUUGUCCAAGGUUCAAAACGCCCACUGGAGCUGUUGCAAGUCAUACCAACUCAUUGUUGCUGCUUUCACGGUACGUGGAUUCAUUGGAGAGGGUCGAAGCGAGGUCAAGAGAGAUUUAUGAAGAAAUCAUUGACGCGGAAAAGAAUACCUUUCAAUACAAAGUCAUACUUCCUACUACCAACGACCCACGCGCAGCCCAAGUCAAAGGAGCUUUGGGGGACCAUAAGGCGAACAAGGUACUGGCGAGACGAUCAGCGGCAUGGCGUUGUUGUGUCAAGCUGCGGAAAGCAGAGCUUCUUGAUACAAAUCUUGACAGUGUUUUUGGCAAAGUCAAGCCUCAUAACCACAAUGCUCGUCUCGCAGUCGAUGAAAGGAAGGAGAUAUAUCCAAAGAAGUUGAAGCCAGACUUUUGGCGCGACAGCGGCGUGGGCACCGAAUCCCUGCCUGCAAAGCUAUUUGUUACUCGUGUGGCAGUCGGAACUUUAUCCACCUCUACGGCCACAAAUAGUCUCCUCCUAUUCACCCGCGCCCCUUUACCUACUAUCCCGAAGUUUCCUGUUUUUGUGGACGAGAAUGUGGAAAAGUCUAUCUUUUUCGAUCGGAUGCAGGAACCAGUACAAAUCAACGAGCGCCAAAUCCAGGCUUUGACAGAUUUCACUGUUAAUGCAGUCUUGAAAGACUUAUUUCAAAAGACCUUUGCGUCGGAUCCGAAUUUCAUGAGCUAUUGGUUGGCUCCGCCUGCAUGCACACCACUCGGAUCUUCAUUCGAAACUUUUGUUAACAUGGAUGAACUCUUGCUCGCAGGACAUACCCAGCGACGGCGGUGGAUACCAGCUACGAGCCCAGAUGACGGGCUCAAACAAGCCGCCGAAUGGUGCCAGGCGUUCCUCGUCGACCCUGGUAGUGGAAAGUUCCGCUAUUUCACCAGAAACAUCGAUCAUGCAAAGACGAUUUGGGACGUACCCCCAGAACCUUCAAUCAGGCUGGGCAAGAAAUUCAAGAACAGCAUCAUUGCUUUCUCUGAUAGUACCUAUGGAAAGCGUCGCAAAGAUGCUGCACUUUGCGCGACCAGGUACGAUCCUUAUCAACCAGUCAUCAAGGCUAAAGUGGUGCUUGCUGGUCGAAACUUCCUGCAAAAGUAUGGUCCAGGAGAACAACGAUUUGACGAGUGUGAUAUCGCACCUCAACCAUUGAACAUUGGUCGCAUCUCGGUGGACACGGCGGUAUUCGGUCAAAUGUGGCCGUCAAUCCUGCAUAGACUGGAGUCGUACUUGAUCGUGCGAGAGCCGUAUCUGAAACUUGGCUUGCCAGAAGUUCCUCUUGACUUGGCACUAGAAUCUUUCACCAUGGAGAACAGUGCCAUCACAGACAUAACUACAGCCGGAGAACCCGGUGUUGACGAAUCUGAUGCCUUACCCAAAAAAGCACCACUAAACUAUGAGCGGCUGGAGUUCAUCGGCGAUUCAUUGUUGAAGAUGAUGACGACGAUCGCAGUGUUCAUUCAUACCACAUGUAAUGAAGAGGGAAUGCAUUGUAAACGUAUGGAGAUGUUGGCAAAUCGUCGACUGUGUUCGACAGCAUCAAAACCGGAGUAUGAGCUCUUUCAGUACAUUCGUGCUGCAUCCGAGCCUCACUGGGCUACCACCUGGUAUCCCGAGUUUAUAGAACAGAUACCAGACCGCGCAGAGCGCCGGAUUGUGGUGAAAAGUGGUUUCAAGUCACAUCCACUGGGCAUGAAGACGAUUGCCGACGUAUGUGAAGCAAUGAUCGGGGCGUGUAUUAUGACAAGUCAGAAUCUCCCUGUGGAGGAGAAACUUGAUCUUGGUAUUCGUGCGAUUACCAAACUUGUGGACGACCCGUACCAUGACUUUCAAAGUUGGAGGGAUGUGAGGGCGUUGUACAAGCGGCCGACGUGGUGCCUGCAAAUGAACGAUCCGGUCGCUGAUGACCUAGCGACAACCGUUGAACAGAUAACGGGUUACAAAUUCAAGUAUCCACGAUUGCUCCGCUCAGCUUUCACCCACUCAUCUGACCAAAAUUCUACUGUUCCUGAUCUACAACGAAUGGAAUUUCUGGGGGAUGCUUGUCUGGACUGGGUUUCUAUCUGGUGGUUGUUUUCGAAGAAUGCAACGAGAGGUCCCCAGUGGUUGACAGAACACAAAAUGGCAAUGGUGUCGAACAGAUUCCUCUCCGCACUUGCGGUUGUAUUGGGAUUCCACAAACUCAUCUAUGCCGAGUCGAUGAAGGUCUACGAAGACAUCGGACGUUACUCGGCCAUGGUUCAGGAAAAGUACGAGCAAGGACCGGUGGAACGCGACUUCUGGACUCGGCUAGACCCGGGGUCUAGCCCACCAAAGGCACUGGCAGAUCUUGUCGAGAGUUAUUUGGGUGCCGUGCUUCUGGACUCCAACUUCAACUUGCGAGAGAUUGAGAUAUUCUUCGAGAAGCACGUGAAGUGGUUCUUUGAGAAUAUUGAAACUUACGAUAGUUUUGCGAAGCUACACCCGACGACGCAUCUGCUCAAGUUGCUCAUACAUAGGUUUCAAUGUCACGACAAUUCUUCGACCACCAUUGAAGAGACCACGACAACAACGACAAGGGGAGAUCAUGAUGAGGAUGACGAUGAUGAGGGGGCGGGAGACCAGUCAAUUGGUGGAAUCACGGCCCAUGUCGCGUGGAUUGUACAUGGGCGGGUUGUUGCGACCGGCAAAGGACACGGUGUUGGGUGCGCCAAACUCAAAGCUAGCAGGGUCGCUCUCAAGAUAUUGUCGAAACUGAGUGUGGAUGAGUUUCGACGGAAAUGGGGUUGUAAUUGUGAUUUGAGAUGUAAAGGGUCAAAGAAGAAAGGGGAUCGAACUGAUGUGAUGCAUGAUGAAGUUGAAUGAAGAUGAUUGGUGAGUGACGAACGACGAACGAUGAAUGAGCCGUGGAAGGUUGUGAGAGUUGUCUUGCUGGCACGGAUCGAUGAGGAUUGUGAUGAAUCAUGUCAUUACUCAGAGUACAUUGAGGAUUCUAAAACCAUGAGGU
Messenger RNA from Exophiala oligosperma, 4971 nucleotides. RefSeq lists its product as uncharacterized. Gene Ontology annotation, biological process: siRNA processing. Gene Ontology annotation, cellular component: RISC complex; cytoplasm; nucleus. The transcript has a single exon. Gene Ontology annotation, molecular function: RNA binding; DNA binding; ATP binding. The record is from RefSeq and is a predicted model, not a curated record. Bases 90 to 4829 code for a protein of 1579 amino acids. Lineage: Eukaryota; Fungi; Ascomycota; Eurotiomycetes; Chaetothyriales; Herpotrichiellaceae.